CUCAAUCCUUCUUUUUCCCUACUACAAAAAAAGUGCGUCAAUCGAAUCAAAAACACGCGUACGCUUGCAUGACCCCGCGUUGCCACAUCCAAAUUUCACUUGAUCUUGUUUUGAAUCUUCUCUCGGCUCACUCUACUAUUUUAUGUCUAUCAACACCUUUAUACCAAAGAACUACUUUGCUUCGUUUCACUAUAAAAGAACCCCAUUUUUUCGUUCUUUUCAAUUCCCCCGAUUCUUUAAUUUCACCAAACUUCUCAAAAUGGCUUCUUAUUCCAAGGGAAAACCCGAAGAUGCUAAAGUAACUGAAGUUAUCAAUUUGAGCUCGAAAGACGCUAAAUGGAUGAAACUCGAGAAAAUCAAAUAUAUUGAUCCUCUUGGAAAAAAUCGCGAUUGGGAAUGUGCUUCCAGAACAACAAGAGUUGAGGGAUCGGAUGUCGAUGGCGUUGGUGUAUUAGCCAUUCUCUUAAAGCCGACAGGUACUGAAGUUGUUCUUCAAAAGCAAUUCAGAGCUCCUCUUGGUGGUGUUUGUAUAGAGACACCUGCUGGUUUAAUGGACCCAAAUGAAACAAUCGAAGAAUGUGCUCUAAGAGAGUUGAAAGAAGAGACUGGCUAUUUUGGUUCAAAAGUAAUUGAUCAAUCCCCAAUAAUCUAUAAUGAUCCAGGAUUUUGUAAUACAAAUCUAAGCCUUGUUGUGGUUGAAAUAGAUCUCAAUGAUGAAAGAAAUAAAAAUCCUGUUCCUCAAUUGGAAGAAAAUGAAUUUAUUGAAAAUUUUACGGUCUUAUUAAAGGAUUUGCCUGAAGAGUUGAAUAAACUAGAAGAACAAGGCUACUAUUUAGAUGCUAGAGUCCAAAAUGUCGCUGCUGGUAUAAAAAUUGCAAGAACUUAUAAACUAUUUUAGAAAAAAAAAAAAAAAAUAACUUUUUAUUAAAUAGAAUUUUUUAUCUAAAAUAUAAUUACCCAUUUCUUUUAUUGUUCGACCAUUUAGUGUAUUAUUCUAGAAUUAACAUUUUCAAUUAAUCUAAUAAUAUACUCACCAGUAUUCUCAUUUUUAAUUCUCAAUCCUUUUCUUUCAUAAUCAUCAAUUCCCCAAAACAUAAAACUAUCUUUUUCAUACUCUUCAAUAUACUCAUGAUCAGGAAUCAAAUCCCAAUCUUUAUCUGCUUCUAACCGUUUUCCUGCGAUUAUUGCCGUUAAAUAAGUCCAGCAUUUCGAUACGCUUUUAUUAUUAUACCCACCUCCUCCUAAUACCAUCAUGUUAAUCUUCAAUUCAAUUAAUUUUUCCAAAACAUCUCCAUAGCCCUUGUAUGUCAAAUUCCAUUGUUUGUGUUCAUCCGAAAAAUGACCAUCGCA
Molecule: messenger RNA, 1350 nt
Organism: Ascoidea rubescens DSM 1968
Lineage: Eukaryota; Fungi; Ascomycota; Saccharomycetes; Ascoideales; Ascoideaceae
Gene: YSA1
Product: ADP-ribose diphosphatase
Exons: 2
Coding region: 260-898 (212 amino acids)
Biological process (GO): nucleoside phosphate metabolic process; ribose phosphate metabolic process
Cellular component (GO): nucleus; cytosol
Molecular function (GO): ADP-ribose diphosphatase activity
Source: RefSeq, a predicted model, not a curated record